UCAAGACAAGUACCUUAUGAACUUACUCGAGUUACUACUGUACCUCCAUAUUCAUCAGCAGUUAUUUCUUAGUGAAUACUCAGUUUAGCUUACUAAUCACACUCUCCAUCAUCAAAGCCAUCUCAGAGAUUGAGAUGUGGUGAUCAAAACUAGGAGAAAUGAUGAGGAAUCUAUCAAGAGAGACCACGUUCACUCAAUUUCACAAGGCUAGACCUUUCUUUGGUGUUGUUUACAUACAAUUUGGUCUUGCAGGAUUGAAUAUCCUCUUUAAAGCUGCAUUAAAUGAAGGGACGAGUAAUUAUGUGUUCAUAGUCUACCGCCAUGCCAUAGCUGCCAUUGUAAUUUUUUCCCCUUUUGCUCUCUCUCUCUCUCUCGCCCCAGAUAUGCAUAAGGUGAACGAAGCAGCCAAUAAUUUGUUCCACAGGAAGAAAAGGCCCAAGACCAAAACCUGUACUUCCUGGGGUUGAAAUACACAACGGCAAAACUUGCAGCAUCUAUGUGCAACAUUCUUCCUGCUGUUACAUUCCUCAUGGCCUGCUUACUAAGGCUCGAGAAAUUUGAGAUAAACAGCAUCCACAGCCAAGCCAAGGUAGCUGGCACUGUUGCCACAGUGGCUGAAGCCAUGCUUGUGACCCUAUUAAGAGGUCCAGUUAUAGAGCUGCCAUGGACAAAAGAAAGCAGCAGCAACCAUGGACACCAAAGACUUGAAAUAAAUAUUCAGAAUUCAAUCAAACGUUCCCUAAUGAUGACAAUUGGAUGUUUCUGCUGCGCUUCCUUCACACUAUUGCAGGCGAUCACACUAAAAACGUAUCCUGCUGAACUCUCUCUCACUGCUUGGAUAUGCCUGUUCGGAACAGCUGGGGGAGCGAUGGUGGCACUAGUAAUGGAGAAGGGAAAAGCUGCAGUCUGGUCUAUAAACUGGGACACUAAAUUUCUUGCAGUUUACAGUGUAAGAGCAACAUAUUAAAAGGGGGAAUUUACUUCAAAUUAUUUUGGAUAGUGAAAUGAGACUUUGAACUCGACCAAUUUGUUGGAUACACAAGAUAAUAAUACUGAUGAGAUCUAAUUGGACUAUAAUGAUGUCUGGCAUACUGGAAUAGAUAGUACUUGAUGAAUAACUCAAAGUUUGUCAUAUAUCUCUUUUAGUUAUGUCUAAUCAAGUCCAGUUCAGCAUACCAAACAUGCUAAAGGGUCAAGGGCAAUCAAAUAAUCCUUAAAUCGACCAUCAACUUUCCCAAGACUCCAAAUAUUUUAAGUCGUAAAAUGGAUGACUUGUACAUAAAUGGAAUCAUUAUGACAGAGAACAGCUUACUAGAAAACAUUGCAGGGAAAAGUUUCUUCAGGACUUGCUUACUACAUCCAAGAAAUUGUAUUGAAAGACAAAGGCCCUGUUUUUGUAACUGCUUUCGGCCCAUUUAGCUUGGUUAUUGUUGCUGUCCUCAGCUCUUUUAUUUUGGCCGAGCAAGUGUACUUAGGAAGGUGAGUGUGUAAAGCUCCUCCUGAGCCUUAUUUAUAUGCUUAUGAUUUGCUUGGUAGGUUAGUACCCGACAAUAUUAAAAAAUAAAAAAGAAGCGCAAUUCUUCUUUAUCGCGUUGUCCAUUUGAGUACUGCAAUAUGAAGCUACUAUUAUUUCUGUACAGGGUUGUUGGAGCCAUUGUAAUAGUUAUCGG
Olea europaea var. sylvestris is the source of this 1670-nucleotide messenger RNA. Its product is annotated as WAT1-related protein At2g37450-like. Gene Ontology annotation, molecular function: transmembrane transporter activity. Gene Ontology annotation, cellular component: plasma membrane. NCBI's taxonomy places the organism in Eukaryota, Viridiplantae, Streptophyta, Magnoliopsida, Lamiales, Oleaceae. The record is from RefSeq and is a predicted model, not a curated record. The transcript has 3 exons. Bases 497 to 967 code for a protein of 156 amino acids.